Trypanosoma conorhini is the source of this 492-nucleotide messenger RNA. RefSeq lists its product as uncharacterized. The transcript has a single exon. The record is from RefSeq and is a predicted model, not a curated record. Bases 1 to 492 code for a protein of 163 amino acids. Lineage: Eukaryota; Euglenozoa; Kinetoplastea; Trypanosomatida; Trypanosomatidae.
AUGCCGGGGGAACUGCCGCGACGGCGCACGCCGCCUCCCGCGCGCUCUCUCAGGGCCAUUCCGCCCUCCCUCCACUGGCCCCCGUCCUUUUCGCCGGGGCCGGGAUCCGGCUGGGCGCCCGGCUUGCUGAAGCGGCGAAUGCUGGCCGCACACGGCCCGGGAGCAGAAGGGCCGCUUCCGUACGCGGCGCGCCGCCGUCACGCGAAGAACAGCCCACCUGACAUGUUCGACCCGCAAACAGCAGGGGCAUUUGAGGCGUUGCGGGCCCUCCGUCGCUCCGAAAGUAGGGAGUAUUGGAUGGCUGCGGUGCAAUGGGAAUACGCGGCGGGAAGCGGUUUUGGUGAAGUUUUCGAGCAUGCGCGCGCGGGUCCAGCUGGGCGCCCACGCGUGUUUUGGAAUGUAGUGACACUAUCGUCGUGGACAGCCGGUGCCUCUAGCGGGGAGGAAAGGGCUUAUUUCUGGCCCUUGGCUUCUCUCUUUGCGAGGCGCUGA